Messenger RNA from Cladophialophora yegresii CBS 114405, 762 nucleotides. RefSeq lists its product as uncharacterized. The transcript has 3 exons. Gene Ontology annotation, cellular component: MICOS complex; mitochondrial crista junction. The record is from RefSeq and is a predicted model, not a curated record. The coding region runs from base 1 to 762 and encodes 253 amino acids. Gene Ontology annotation, biological process: cristae formation. NCBI's taxonomy places the organism in Eukaryota, Fungi, Ascomycota, Eurotiomycetes, Chaetothyriales, Herpotrichiellaceae.
AUGGCACGGAUAAGGAUGCUGCGAGCUUCGCGUCAAGCCGCAAUAUUUGCCGUAGGAGCAGCAGCGGGCACUCAAGUUUCAGCAAUCCCGUCGCCUUUCCGCACAGCCUACGCUGAAGCUCCCUCUAAAGACGAAGUGCGGAACACCCUCCCCGAGAAAAAGCCCAUAUACUCCCCAUACCCAGUCGCGCCCACCACCCCCCAACCGUCGGCCACUUCACCCGUGUCACAACCUAACCCUACCUCACCCACACCAACGGACAGGCUCGCAGAACAGGUAAAGAAUGCUCGGAUCUUCCUCUACCAUCAUUCUCUCUCCGCCGAGACAUCCUUCAACAACUUCCUUACCUGGGCGUUCCGCAAGGAAACAGACUUCAGCAACACCAUCGCAUCAUUAGCUCCUAAGCCGGAGACAGGAGAGCAACUCCUCCCGGGAGCCAUUUACGUCCUUGUCGCGACGCUUACAGGCUCGAUAAUCUCGCGGAACAGAGGUAUUAUCCUGCGAUCUACAUUCCCACUGGCCGUGGGUAUUGCCGCGGGCUGGUAUUUGAUCCCCGUGACCAUGCGGAACACUUCACACUUGAUUUGGGAGUAUGAGAAGAGAGUGCCCGUGGUUGCUGAUACGCAUACGCAGAUCAGCGCGCUCGUGCAGGAGGCGUGGAAGCAGACGCGGGGCAUCACACAAGAGGCCGUCGAAUGGGCAGAUGAGAAGACAAUUGAGGCCAGGAAAAGCGUGGAGGAUUUGGUCUCCAAGGGGAAAUAA